Molecule: messenger RNA, 6765 nt
Organism: Pimephales promelas (fathead minnow)
Lineage: Eukaryota; Metazoa; Chordata; Actinopteri; Cypriniformes; Leuciscidae
Source: RefSeq, a predicted model, not a curated record
UCUUUCAGUUCUCAAAUUUGACGCUCAACAACAUCCUCACCUGUUCAGGGAUAGGCCCACUUUCGGCCAUAUCACAGGGGAAUCUCAAAAAUCUCAAAGCAUUUGCUGACUCAUCCUUUGAUUUGUACACAUUGCUGAGAUCUAGACUUGACGUUAGUCGUGUGGUGAGCUCCAUCAAUAAUGCCAGGUCCAGUAUGACAACAGUGGGAUCACUGAGUGAUGUGGAGUUUGCUAGGCUCUGGUUCCAAGUGAAGCUCAGUCCAUAUCUGUCAUCUCUGUCCAGAGAGACUCUCUCCUGCCUGAGUCAAAGCAACCUCACCUGCCAGAGCUUCCAAGCACUGGUACAGGAUCUAAGCUUGCAAAUCGGUCCUGAAAGACAAAGGAUGGUGUAUCAGAAUUUCAUACAACCUUUUCUGGCAAGAAAUACAUCUGACGCUGGAUGUGUGAAAAGUGCAAACAGCACCAGUGAAUGGUUUAUGCAGAACUUGCAAACAUUCUCUGCCAUCGCAAGUCUGAGAGAUGUCACAGCUCUGAAUAAGGACUUUAAUGGGCUGGAUGUCCUGGAUAAACUCAGUCCAGAGCAGAAAGCUGAGCUGAUCUUUCAGUUGAUUGCAACUGCUAGUCUAAAUUUUGAUGCCAUCGAUAAGAUCUUCCAAAGUUUCCUACAGCCGCUCACGAACAUAACACUUAUCAAUGGCACUUCAGAUGGAUUGAGCAAGAACCUCACAGACUUCCAGGUAUAUUUGAGACCACUGGGAAGAUUCAUCAGAUCAUGUGUGACCUUUGCUCAGAAAACAGAUGAAAGCACUAUCAGCAAUGCAACAAAUCUUGUGCUGAACUGGAUCCUGAGCUUGGACACCAACCAAACCCCAAUAAGUACUUUUAACAUCAGCAACGUCACUGAAUGGUUCCAGAUUGUGGUUAUUCCUGUGAUGAAGAAAUAUCUGCAAACCAACCAGACUUUACCUAGCGAUGUCGCAACAAUAUCCAACUUUGUUUUUGCUCCAGAACCCCAAACUGCAGAUCCUAUCGACAUUUGUAAAGUCACCAGCAUUAAUAGUUCCUGUCAAAUAUCGCAGACUGAAGAGAGUCUGGCGAAAGCGAUUAAUUGUGUUGCUCAAUCAAAUCUGAGCUUCACUGAGGAAAACCUGCGACUUCUGAUCACUGAACUCUCCAGCCCACUGCAGACACAGAUGGAGCAAUCCACAACAAGCUCAGCUCAGAGCAACCUCACAGCCUUGUUUGCAGAACUUCCAGCUGAAAGCUUCGUAUCUGGAAAUCUUGUGGAUGUGGAGUUCAUGCGAUUCUGGUUCCAAAUCAAGAUGAAGCCUCUCCUGCCCAAAAUGUCAAGAGAAUUCCUGUCAUGCCUCGCCACCCGUAGCUUCAGCUGUCAGGCCUACAAUGCGCUAUUUGUGGAGCUAAAUAAUAAUUCUGGACUGAUGAGCAAUACAAUACAGAGAUGGGUCCUCAACGACUUCAUUGUUUCUUUCCUGUCGCAACGUCAAAACACAAGUGACGAUUGCACGUUGCCAUUCAACAACAGCUUGGACUUCAUCCAGCGAAACUUUGGCAAUUUCUUUCCGCUUGCACAGCUUCAAGUGAUUUUAAAAUUGAGCCGCAAUUUUUCAGCUGUGGAAGUGCUUUCUGUUCUCACACCGAUGCAACUGGAUGAGCUGGUGUUUAGUCUUCCUGCUUCACCAGCAGACCGAACGAACAUCCUCACAAAAGUCUUUGUCUUCCUUCUUCAAGCUCCUAACAGAGACAAACUAAACAACUUCAUCCCCUCUCUCCAGACUCAGGCUAGAAAGGCAAACUUCAGUUGUGAAAACUACAAAAUCUUCUUUGACCAGAUCGAUCAGACAUUAUCAUCAGUCCCUUCUAACCAGUCUGAAGCCCUGCUGACGAUCAGAGACACCGUGAUGAUGAUUCCUCCCGAUGAGUGCAUUGCGAGAGCGAGUCAAUGCACAACAACUCCUGUAAAUGAGUCUUCCCUCUGUGCAAGUGUCAACAGCUCUGCUUUGGAUCAGUUCUUGAAAGGAGCGGCUCCAAAUGCAACAGGCCCACUGAUUCUUUGCAACUUCACUGUGUUGCAGUUUGCCUGUCUACCAACGUUGUCACAGUUAAACUCUCAACAAGUGGCCGACGUGUUGGCUUGCAAACAGCCCAGCAAUGUGGGAAAAGAGACCUGGAAGCUUUUCUUCACCAAAACCGGCACAAACCUUGAUGAUGCACUGCUAAAGUUUUCCAACAUGACUCUGAGUCCCAGCAAUGUGUCUUGGUCUGAUGUUCUGGAUGUGCUUGUUGAAGUCCGGCUCGAUCGCUUUAGUCCUCAGAGACUGAGAGAUCCUGUCUUCAUUCGAUCAUGGUUUCAGGGGCGACUAAAGCCCUUCUUACCAUCAGUGUCUCAUAGAGUCCUGUCCUGUCUCAGCAGCAAAAACCUCGACUGUGAAAGUUACCGCACAAUCACUGAGGCUUUUGUGAAUGCUCCUCUACGAGAUGGACAAGACGUUUGCUUUCCACUGCAACCUAAUGCCACUCAAAGACAGGAUCUGGUCUACAAAGAGUUCAUGAAAGCUUUCCUCUCUCGCAAUGACACUGAAGAUCCCAGGUGCCUUAGAAAUUCCACCAACAGUACGCAGUGGAUCAACAGAAACUUUGGACCGUUCGUUCAGUCAGCUCCCCUAACGGACCUUGCGGAACUGAACAGAAACUUCACAGCGGGGGAUGUUCUACCUCUUUUGAGUCUAAGACAACUAGUUGAGUAUUCAGUCACACCUGGUGCGUUUAAGGAUCCUCCAAGUGUUAUCACUGUCAUGCAGCUUGUUAAGGAUUGCCAGCUCUCUGCUUUCUUCGACGACUUUUCCCAGAAAGUGAAGGACGUCCAACUCACACAAGAUGUAAAUGCAGCGCUGAUAAAACAGAUAUUUGACAGAGCCAACCUGUCUAAUAUAAAUGUCACUAAUCAGGAAGUUCUAGUCUGGUUCCAGAAUAGACUAAAACCUCUGUUAGCCAACCUUUCAGAAAGCGUUGUGUCUCCGCUUUUUACCAUCCUCAGCACAAGAGACUGCAAUAUCACUCAAUCCGUACUGGGGCUGUUAAACUCUUCAAUACCCACAAAUACCAAAAAUGCGAUUUACAACAGCAUUCUUCAGUCCUUCAGAGGGCCACAGCCUCUGAGGUGCUACAGAAACAACAGCUUUAUCGCAUUCCUGAACGAAAGCCUGUUCGGCUUUGGGCCACUUCCAAAUCUGACCACAUUCCUCGCUCUGAUACCACAAUCUCGGAAAUAUGAGCUCGUAAACUCUGUGUCUCCUUCUGAGUUGGGAACCUACCUCAGACAGCUGGAAGUGGUGAACAAUGAUUCACAAAUCUGUGUCAUCUUUAACAACUUUGUCAGAACCCCUGAGUUCUUGGAGACCGAAGACGUUCCAGAUAAUGUGAAAAGCACCAUCUUUCCCUGUGUCUGGCCUCUGGCACUGACAAGUGACAAUCAGACGGAGAUUGAUUUUUGGUUUAACCGUAGAUUGAGGCUCUACUUGAAGUUCCUGAACAAAGAUACACUAGGGUCAAAAGAGACACUGAAUGCAUCUUGCCUGUCAUACAGGAAAAUGGUCAAUGUUUUAGGCAACAAUUUCACCUUUAAUGGUUCUCAGAUUUCCAGUGCAGAUGUGUACACCACCAUUAAGACCUAUCUGAAAGCAGACACUGACACUGCUCCAAAAUGCUACAAACAAUCUGACGCAACACUUAACUCAACGGCGUGGUUUGUAAACCACAUUGGUGUAUUUAUAAAUUUUCUGAGUCUGGACGAUCUCUACUCUUUCGGUUCUGAGAGCACGAUAAAAACCUUCACUGUGAACCCUGAAAAUAUAAAACUGUUCAAUCUAAAGACACUUCCAAAGAACGUGCUCAACCGCUACACUGAACUCGUCUUUCUGCAAAACCCCAGCUUUAGUUUGUUUGAAUUGCCUUCAGUUUUGCAGUGCGAUGCCCCAGUAUCAACCUUUACAGCACUUAACGAGAGUCAAACUAAUACAAUUCUUUCAAACUUUAAGUUAUCUUGCUUCAAUGUUGAUCCUGCAAUAUCUACAGCCCUUGCGGGAAACUUUAAAAUCAUAGAUGCUAAUGCUAUUAGCAACUUGGGAAAUGAAGUCGUUGGCUUAACAACUGUACAAUUGAACUUAGCACCUCCGUCGGUUCUUCUCAGUGGGCUCUCAACACUGAGCAGUGUGUCUGGAUGGAGCUUUGGACAAGCCCAGGCAAUCAUAAAAGUGCUUCUCAGUGGAUCAUUCAAGUUUGAAAGUUCCAGCAGCUUGCUGAGUAUUGGAUCCCUGAUUGGAGGGAUCCCUUCAAAACAACUGACAUUUAUUCGGCCGCAAGAAAUCCUUACAACAUUGAAAAACAAAGAAUUUGUGAAAAACAUACUAAUUGCCCCAGAUAUUGUUCAGAGAACCUUUGUGACCCAGAUACUCAAAGUGGGUUCGUCAGUAGAUCAACUAAUGGCAAACAUUCCCGAUGAUAUGGCUGUUCAGAUUCCAAGAAUCUUUGUGACUAUUCGCUCCACUUUAGAUCAAACAAUUGUGAAAAAUUUUAACACUAAAAAAUGGAAACCUGAACAGGCAGUUCUGUUCUUUGAUACUGUUGUGGAUGCUUUUGAUCAACCUGAUGACCUGUCAGUGGACGUUUUGCAAGGAUUUACAUGCUCCCGUGUACAAAAAUACUCCAAAGUUAAAAUCAGAGGCCUGAUCAAAGCCUGCCGACGGAGAGCAAACAGAGCUAAGGUGGUACUGAGCGAGACUCAGCUGACUUGCAUGUACAACCAAAUUAGAACUGAAUCAAUUGUGGAUUUUACCAACUACCCUCCUGAUAUGUUGCUGUACUAUGAUUAUAGAGCAAUCAACAAAAGCUUCUGCAAGGCAUAUUUUGCUGAGGUCGGAGCAGCAGAUCUCUCAAUCUUUUCAAGUACACUGAGUGGAAGAAGGGACAUCUUGUGGAGUAAUGCUUUAGAUUGCUUGGGCAUUGCAGGAACAAGCAUCCAGAAACAGGAUUUGGCAGUGCUGGGCAACUUAGCAUGUGCUGCGAACCCUGAUUUCAUUACAAACUCAGACCCAGAAAUCCUUGAGAACUUGAAGAACUGCAAUGAUCUCUCAAGUGCGCAAAUAUCAGCAAUGGAAGCUGUUCUUAAUAAGGGAACUUCAAAAUAUGGACCAUCAACCAGUUGGAAUCAGAAAACGCUCAGUGAUCUGGGAAUUCUGCCCUUGUACUUCUCACAAAGUUUUUGGGGAUCAUUCAGACUGAAUGAUUUGAUCAAGUUCUUCAAAACCUUCUUUAAAUUCGUGCGUGUACGAAACACACCAAAACCUCAAAUGAAAAGACUGUUUCAAGCAAUCAUUCUACCUGUAAGAGCCAAGAGAGACGUGGUUGGCUGUACCAAGGGCAUCAUCACUAGUACUAUCAUCAGCGAUGACGCCUUCCCCUUUGGAUAUGAUGAGUCGCAGUUCAAAAACUGUCUGAAUGCAACUGUAGUGAGGGACAACCUCGCUAGCCUGUGUGAAAAAAUUGAGAUUAGCGCCUUCCAGAGAGUCAUUCUGGACAAACUCAAUGAGAUAUCGCCAAGUGGCCUUUCAGAGGAUCAGGUCCAGGUGCUGAAGUCAGUGUCCAGGAACGCAACAUUGGAUGAAAUAAGCAAAUGGAACAUCACUGUAAUUGACACACUGGCUGCACUUAUGAAUCCCAACGAUGGCGAAUGGUCCUCUGAACAGAGCAAGCAAAUCAUUACCAAAUAUCUAAGCGCUAACAAUGUCCUGAAUACCACUGAGCUGAAUGUAGUGAGAGGACCAAAUCUCUGCUCUCUGAAUGCCAACACACUGUCAAGAAUAUUGCCUGAAAGCAUUGGGCAGGCCGAUGCUUUGAAUGUGUCUAAAUGUUCAUCUGAGAACAAGAACGUCCUCUUCACCAUCGCUAACAAAGCAUUUCCCAUAACAACUGUAAACCAGAGUGAAAUUCUGUCAGUUUUCCAGAUGGUUGAACCCUAUCUUGGUGGUGCAGAUCUAGCUUACAUUAAGAAUCUGACAAAAUAUAAUAUCAACAUGAGCCUGUCCACUUUCAGAAAUCUGGAUGCAAACGUGAUCUCGAGCCUCAGUGUGUCAGACGUCCAGGGUCUUCUUGGUACCAAUUUGCAGGAUCUGAAAACAUUUGAAAAUGACACGGUCGUGCAGUCCUGGAUCUCACAACAGUUCCAGUCAGAGCUGGACAAACUGAAUAUCGGUCUGACUGGAGGAAAAGCAGACCCAACAACUGUUGCCCCGACUGUCACAGCUACCACUGUUAAAGUUACUGCAGGCGCUCCAGGAAUCGGACGCAGUGGAUGGUCAGUUUCACUCAGCAUACUUGUACUCAUUUUUACCAUCAUUAAAGUGGAGAUUAUAUACUGACCCCAAAUCAGCCAACUAUGAGACUCUCCAGUGGACUAAAUAUAUCAAUACAAUCUAGUCUACUCAAUCUGUUUAAAAUCACACUUUUUUUUGGGUUUGUCAUUAGUCUUAUUCUAUAAUUCAUCCUAUUCAUAAUUGCCCUAUUGUAAUUGACAUAUAUGGAAAGAUUAAUGUUUUACUAGGAUAUACAACCUUUUGAUUGCAAUACUUGUCAAUAAAGCUUCUAUAUUUAAUUGCUUCAGAUAUUUAGAAUCGUUAUAUGAAUGCCUUUUCUUUGCCUUAACGUCACAAAAAAAUUGUUCUGAUGCCUAUUUAUUUAUGAUAAUGUAAA